AUGGCGUGUGAAGCGCUCAACUGGGUUCUGAAGAGAUACAUCAAAGAAGAGCGGCCGCGGGAAAUGCAUGGAAAGGGCUACGGAAUGCCUUCCUCGCAUGCCCAGUUCGUCUCCUUCUUCUCCGUCACCCUAGGCCUGUUUCUCCUCUUUCGGCACGUCCCACACCCGACCGAAACCCACACCCCCUUCUCUUUCGGCGGCCGCGUCCUCCUUUCGCUUCUAGCAAUGGUUUGCGCAGGAGCUGUAGCAGCAAGCAGGAUAUACUUGAGCUACCAUACACCAAAGCAAGUUGUCGUCGGAUGUGCCGCCGGAGCCCUCUUCGCUCUAGCUUGGUUCGGCUUCACAACCUUCCUGCGGAAGGCCGGCUGGAUAAACUGGGCUCUUGAGACCUGGGUCUUGAGGACGUUGCGCGUGCGAGAUCUCGUAGUACAAGAAGAUCUCGUUGAUUCUGGCUGGGCACGCUGGGAAGACCGAAGGAAACGGCAAACGUUCCAAGUCCAGGGUAAGAAAAGCAGGUGA
Alternaria ethzedia is the source of this 519-nucleotide messenger RNA. RefSeq lists its product as uncharacterized. Bases 1 to 519 code for a protein of 172 amino acids. Gene Ontology annotation, cellular component: endoplasmic reticulum membrane; intracellular membrane-bounded organelle. Gene Ontology annotation, biological process: protein N-linked glycosylation; lipid biosynthetic process. Gene Ontology annotation, molecular function: dolichyldiphosphatase activity. The record is from RefSeq and is a predicted model, not a curated record. The transcript has 2 exons. Lineage: Eukaryota; Fungi; Ascomycota; Dothideomycetes; Pleosporales; Pleosporaceae.